Molecule: messenger RNA, 1793 nt
Organism: Cebus imitator (Panamanian white-faced capuchin)
Lineage: Eukaryota; Metazoa; Chordata; Mammalia; Primates; Cebidae
Gene: ADA2
Product: adenosine deaminase 2
Exons: 9
Coding region: 261-1640 (459 amino acids)
Biological process (GO): inosine biosynthetic process; adenosine catabolic process
Molecular function (GO): adenosine deaminase activity
Source: RefSeq, a predicted model, not a curated record
GCCCGCCUUGGCCUCCAAAGUGCUUGGAUUACAGUCAUGAGCCACCCUGCCCAGCCGGAAGCUCCACUCUUAAACUAAAGGCUUAAACAAAUUCUGAGGAACAUGUCUGGACAGAGAUCCUCUGCUCCCACGUCUUCUUGUGACCCACACUGUCCCCACAGCCUUGGAGUCGUGGGAGGGGACCACACCCCUUUGUCUCCCCCAUUCUUCUUUCCUCUCCAGGGGCUGCCUUGCACCUCCAUGACAUUGGCAUUGUGACUAUGGACUGGCUGGUGAGGAAUGUCACCUACAGACCCCACUGCCACAUCUGUUUCACCACGAAGGGGAUCGUGCAGUUUAGAUUUGCUCACCUAACUCCGCAUACAUCGGAAGAAUGUCGCAAGUGGAUUCUGCUGGAGGAUUACCGGAGGCGGGUGCAAAACGUCACUGAGUUUGACGACAGCUUGCUGAGGAAUUUCACUCUGGUGACCCCGCACCCGGAAGUGAUUUACACAAACCAAAAUGCUGUCUGGUCGAAGUUUAAAGCCAUCUUCUCCACCAUCUCUGGCCUCAUCCGUUACGCACCAGUGUUCAGAGACUAUGUCUUCCAGAGCAUGCAGGAGUUCUAUGAGGACAACGUGCUCUACAUGGAGAUCAGAGCCAGGCUGCUGCCGGUAUACGAACUCAGUGGAGAGCGGCAUGACGUACAGUGGUCCGUGAAGACUUACCAGGAAGUGGCUGAGAAGUUUGUGGAAACUCACCCCGAGUUUAUUGGAAUCAAAAUCAUUUAUUCGGAUGACAGAUCCAAAGAUGUGACUGUCAUCGCAGAAUCCAUCCGAACAGCCAUGGAGCUCCGGACCAAGUUCCCCACGGUGGUGGCAGGGUUCGACCUGGUGGGACAUGAGGACACUGGCCACUCCUUGCACUACUAUGACAAAGCGCUGAUGAUUCCCGCCAAGGAUGGUGUUAAGCUGCCUUACUUCUUCCACGCCGGAGAAACAGACUGGCAGGGCACUUCCAUAGACAAGAACAUUCUGGAUGCUUUGAUGCUAAACACUACCAGAAUCGGACAUGGAUUUGCUUUGAGCAAACACCCUGCACUCAGGGCUUACUCGCAGAAAAAGGACAUCCCCAUAGAAGUCUGUCCCAUCUCUAACCAGGUUCUGAAACUGGUGUCUGAUUUGAGAAACCACCCUGCAGCUACUCUGAUGGCCAUUGGGCACCCCGUGGUGAUCAGCUCUGAUGACCCCGCGAUCUUUGGUGCCAAAGGCUUGUCCUACGAUUUCUAUGAGGUCUUCAUGGGCAUUGGGGGGAUGAAGGCUGACCUGAGGACCCUCAAACAGCUGGCCAUCAACUCUAUCAAGUACAGUAGCCUGUUGGAGAUUGAGAAAAAUACUUUCAUGGCAGUCUGGAAGAAGAGGUGGGAUAAGUUCAUAGCAGAUGUGGCACGGAGUGAGCAGAAACUAGCCAUCCUCCAUGAGCUGCCUUCCCGCACGUGCUGCCACCGCCACUCACCCGUUCUUGAAUCAGCUCCAUGUCCCCAUCAAAUCAAUGGCCUGGUUUCAGGUUCCUGUCGCUGUCUCAGAGGUUGUCCUGUGCCUGCCGUGUUUCUCGCAGGAAGCCUUGCCCUUUUCCAUCGUGCCUCUAAUCACGAUUUAUAAUUGGACAUUUACUUCUGUGUCUACAGUCUCGCCCCUCCAGACUGCAAGCCCCCCGUGGGCAGGCACUCAUGAUUGUUUCUGAUCAUGCACGCUGCUAACUCAGAGCCUGUUUGCUAACCCAAACCCAGUUAGCGUUCAAUAAACAAUGCAUUG